Messenger RNA from Panicum hallii, 1399 nucleotides. RefSeq names its product ankyrin repeat-containing protein ITN1-like. The transcript has 2 exons. Gene Ontology annotation, cellular component: plasma membrane. Gene Ontology annotation, molecular function: protein phosphatase regulator activity; protein phosphatase 1 binding. The coding region runs from base 3 to 1343 and encodes 446 amino acids. NCBI's taxonomy places the organism in Eukaryota, Viridiplantae, Streptophyta, Magnoliopsida, Poales, Poaceae. The record is from RefSeq and is a predicted model, not a curated record.
UCAUGACCAACAAGGCCGGCAACACCGCGCUGCACGAGGCGGUGCGGAACCGCAGGGGCGCCGUGGCGGAGGCCCUGCUGGACGCGGAUCCUAGCCGCGGCCACGACCUCAACGAGCGGAUGGAGUCCCCGCUGCAUAUGGCCGCCCGCGAGGGCCUCGUCCAGGUCGUCCAGAAGAUCGUCGACUACACCUGGGUCGGCCAGGAGUUCCUGCCCUCCGUCUCCCUCAGCGGCACCGCCCUGCACCAGGCCGUGCUCGGCACCCACCACCGGAUCGUGGAGAUCCUGCUGGAGAAGCGGCCGGAGCUGACCGACCUGACGGACUCCGACGGCAACAACGCCCUGCACUACGCGGCGCAGAAGGACCACCAGCGGGCGGUGGAGCUGCUGCUCAAGAAGCGGACGGAGCUGGCCUACAAGCGCAACCUCCACGGCAUGUCCCCGCUGCACGUCGCUGCGCAUUACGGCUCGACGGACGCCAUCAAGGCGCUGCUCCGGCACUGCCCCGACGUGGCCGAGAUGGUGGACAGCUACGGCCGCAACGCCUUCCACGCCUCCGUCGACAGCGGCAAGGCGAACGCGCUCCGGUGCCUGCUCCGCCGCGUCCGGCCCGCCGAGCUGCUCAACCGCGUCGACAGCCACGGCGACGCGCCUCUGCACGUCGCCGCCAAGAGGAGCCGCGUCCACUGCGCGCUGCUGCUGCUCAACGACCGCCGCGUGGACCCCUGCGUCCGCGACCACGCCGGCCAGACCGCGCGCAGCCUCGUCGAGAUGAAGCUGCACACGGGCGAGAUGGACGCCUACGAGAUGUACCUCUGGAAGCAGCUCAAGCACCAGGAGUUCAAGCGGUGCCGCAAGCAGCAGCUGCCGCCGCUCGCCACCUACCCCAGCCGCAGGGGCUCCAACGACAAGUACUUCGAGCGCAUCGUCGAGACCUACAUCCUCGUCGCCACACUCAUCGCCACCGUCACCUUCGCCGCCACCUUCACCAUGCCCGGCGGCUACGACCAGAACAAGGGCAUCGCGCUUCACGGCCACAACACCGCCUUCAAGAUCUUCGUCAUCUCCAACACCGUCGCCAUGUGCAGCUCCAUUGUCGUCGUCUUCUGCUUCAUCUGGGCAUGGCAGGACCCCGUCAGGUUCAAGGUCGACCAGCUCUUGUGGGGUCACAGGCUCACUAUCAUCGCCUGCCUCGGCAUGCUCGUCUCGCUCAUGACGGCAGUCUACAUCACCGUAGCACCCACAUCACGGUGGCCCGCUUACGUCGUCAUCGCCAUUGGCGUGAGCACCCCGGCCGUCGUCGUCCUCAUGCUGGGCAGGGAUGUGAUCUUCGUGCCGCUAUAACUGUCAGACCCAGUCAUCAACGUGUGCCAGAUGCACGUGCAAUUUGUAGAAAUAUA